CAUCGAUUUUUUAAGUAUAAGUAUACCAUUAAUUCAUAACAGAUAUCAGUUUAUUUCUGCAAUUUUAACAGACUUAACAUGAAGGCAGCUUUGGUUAUCGCUUCAUUGUUCGUAACAAUUGUAGCUCUCGAUGCUACUUUUGUCAGAAAAUUCCCUGGAGAUCACAACCAAAGACAAGACGUCUACAAAUAUGGAUCGGACUCUGAGUUUAUGCAAACGCCAAAAAGUGAAUUCUUUGAAAACGAUGACAUUGAAUCCAACUACUAUUACAAAAAAUUCAACCAAAUGAACAACUACGAAAAUGGUUGGUCUUUUGAAUCCGAAGAAGUUGGCUCAAAUGAAGAAUCCAGUGAGCAAUACAAACACAACAACAAUGUUGAAGUUUUCCAACCUGGUACCGCCAGCAGAGGCGUUGUUGAAAAAAUCGCCGCCAUUGACAGAAUCAUUGCUAAGGAACAACAAUUAAACUACAACGUUGGCGUCAACGAUUUAAAAACCCCAUUAAAUGUUAGAAAUGUUUAUAUCAAGAACCCCCAACGUGAAGUCAUCACCUUGAAGAAUGCUCAAAUCAAGAACAUUGAAAACGGUCAUUUGAAAUACUUGGUUAUCGAUUCAGAAAGAGACGCUCUUUUCGUUCAAUACAACUUUGACCAACUCAGAACCGAAGGAUUUUUCAAAAUUGAUUCCACAGUCGACGGCCAACACGGAGAUUUCGCCGUUGAAUUGCACAAGGUCCGCAGCAAUGUCACUGAGAAAUUGAGCACUGGUAAAACUUUUUACAGACCGUCCAAAUUCGAAUAUGCUGAUGUUGUCGCCACCAACCAACAUGGAUACGAAGUUGAAGCUUUGUACGAACCAUUUAACUACAAAUACUUUACUGUUUUAGAAGAAACCGUCGCUGAUGAAGUACACAAUUCCAUUCACAAAGGAUUAUUGUUUAAGCUUAAGAAUGAAAUCAACACCCCAAUGAACAACAUCAAAACUGGACAAUACUCUAAAUUGUUCGAUUUGAAAUGGCAAGAAAAGUUGAACGCUUUGGAAAUGAACAAUAUUGGAUCCAAAAACUGGCAACACGGUGACAGACAAAUUAACUCAUUCUCCUACACACGAUUGGACUCAAAAACCUAUCAAUUGCGUUAUAACACCGUUCUUAAGAACAUACAAUGGACUAGUGACUUAAAAACCAUGCUUUCUGGAGAACAACAAGCUUUCUACAAAUCUUCUAACUUCAAAGUUGACAAAGUUCGCAUUAAUGUCACCAUUUUAAAGAAUAUCAACAAUCAUCAAUGCAACAAAGUCAAUGUCAAUGUUCAUUUAGAUGGAUUUAACUAUUUACCAGUUGGACAAGUACAAAACUCUAACUUACCAAGCUUUACCUCACAUCAACUGCCCAGAUUCAUGGAACACAAUUUUGAAGCUGCCAUGGAAAAAUCUCUUGAACAAGAACUUUGUUUUGGCCAAACAUUUUAAUUUUUUAGCUAAUUCUUAGAAUGUUUCAAUAAAAUAAAUUUUAAUUUCACAUA
Messenger RNA from Daktulosphaira vitifoliae (grape phylloxera), 1523 nucleotides. RefSeq lists its product as uncharacterized. NCBI's taxonomy places the organism in Eukaryota, Metazoa, Arthropoda, Insecta, Hemiptera, Phylloxeridae. The record is from RefSeq and is a predicted model, not a curated record. The coding region runs from base 79 to 1470 and encodes 463 amino acids. The transcript is spliced from 2 exons.